CCCUUCAACAAAUUACCUCUCCACCGAAUUUACAAGCCUAUCCACGGAACAGCAUCUAAAUAGCCGGACUCGAUCGAGGGCAUAUCUGUCAUUUCACAUGUCACAGCUAAACCCCCCCCUGGCUUUCCAAUUUGUCACUUCCCCCUUGUCCCCAGCAUCUCCGUAUUUGAAUCCGAGUCCCGCUCUCAAAACUACCACGCUAUUUCAACCUUGUCUUCCGUCUUUAUAAACAAAUCUAGAGUUUUUUUUUUUUGACUUCUCCUCCAACAAAAAGGAAAAAAAAAACUCUAAUGGCGAUCCAAUCAAGAAGGAGAGCAGAGGCAGGGAUCAGCCCAGAGAGGAGGAUGGUUUGGAUUGAGCCCACGAGCUCAAAGAAGCCAGGGAGAAGAAUCGCGGUCGUCUACUACCUCUCGAGAAACGGGCACUUAGAGCAUCCCCAUUUCAUGGAGGUCCCCCUCUCCUCAAGCCAUGGCCUCUAUCUCAAAGACGUCAUCAAUCGUCUUAAUGCUCUGAGAGGGAGAGGAAUGGCAAGCAUGUACUCUUGGUCCUCCAAAAGGAGCUACAAGAAUGGAUUCGUGUGGCAAGAUCUGAGCGACGAUGAUUUCAUCUAUCCUGCUCACGGCCUCGAGUACGUGCUCAAGGGAUCCGAGCUCCCGCUGCUGGACCUCUCGUCGCGCUCGAUAUCUCAAGAUUCUUCCUCCUCCUCCACCGGCUCCGAUCGAGCUCCUGACCUUGACAGGAAGAAGAAGAAGAAGUCUCCAUGGGACUCCUUCGAUCUCAACGAGUAUAAAGUCUCCAGGUCCGAUCUCAUCGUUGACGCCUCCACUCAGACCGAGGAAAAGAAAAUUAGGAGCAAAUUGGUUCUUGAUAGGGAGGAGAUCGAGAUCGGGUCGGAGGAUCGGGCGGUCGGCAGCGGGAGGUUCCGGGCUUCUGAGGUCCUGAUGCAGAUCGUUUCGUGCGGAUCGGCGUCGAUGACGAGGGGCGGCGCGGCCGUUUUGACACGUGGAGGUUCGGAUUCGGGCUCUCCGGUCGGAGGGAAGGAGGGUUGCUUUAGCGGGAGCUUGAUUGAGGCGAAGAAGAAAGCUGAUAGCGAUGGUGAUGACGGGGAUUCUUCUGUUUUUUCGCUGCAAAAGAGAUCGUAUUCUUUCAAUGCUGCUGACUAUAGCAGGGGGUCUCAAAAGGCGGGAAAAGCUGUAAAGGAAAUCAAUGAUGCACGUGCGAAAUGCGUGCCGAGAAAGAACAAAGCCUCCACGACUACCAACGCGACGAUGAGCAAAGCGAAGUGAUUAAAUGACUACUAGCAUAACUAAUGAUGUUUAUUAGUCUAAGAUCAGAGAUGAGAGAGAGAGAGAGAGAGAGAGAGCUGGGUUUUGUGCUGACAUCGAGAGAGGGCGAGGAUUCAAAUGGGGUGUCGCCUUUUUUAGCAGCUGGCUCGUUACGGCACGGAGCAGCGGAACCGAGAAACAAACAACAUGUCGGUUGACUUUUUGGCCCGCUGAGAUUUCAAGUUGUGUCACUG
Molecule: messenger RNA, 1519 nt
Organism: Asparagus officinalis (garden asparagus)
Lineage: Eukaryota; Viridiplantae; Streptophyta; Magnoliopsida; Asparagales; Asparagaceae
Product: protein UPSTREAM OF FLC-like
Exons: 4
Coding region: 291-1286 (331 amino acids)
Source: RefSeq, a predicted model, not a curated record